Molecule: messenger RNA, 1894 nt
Organism: Panicum virgatum (switchgrass)
Lineage: Eukaryota; Viridiplantae; Streptophyta; Magnoliopsida; Poales; Poaceae
Exons: 6
Coding region: 1-1740 (579 amino acids)
Source: RefSeq, a predicted model, not a curated record
AUGCUGCAAGCAGCUCUUCUCUCACUCUACGCCACCAUUCGUGCAAAAUGGACCAAUGAGGAUGACUUUGCAAACGUGGUCAUGCACAUGGUUGCCGGUAAAGAUUUUGUGGGGAAUAUCAAGGUGGUAAUUGAAGAGAACAGCUAUCCCACGCCAGCCUGCCUGGCAAUACUAAAGAUUACUUGCGAAAUGGUUAUACUAUUGAUGCAACACCAUGACUACCUCAAAGAGUUUAAGGAGAAAAAGAUCAUCGAUGCAAUGUCUGAGGCCGCUGAGACCAUGGCUGGGCUUGAGAGCUGCAUGCUAUUCUCUGGCGUGAAACAUGACUGCUAUGGGGCGUGCGUGGGGUAUGGUCCAAAGCAGGUCCUUGCCCAGAUUUUAAUUGGUAGCCAUGGGGACUCCGAGAUCUCGGAAGAUGCAACAAGCCAGAGCAAUGGAGUGGAGCGGAAGCCACCAAAAUGUCCCAGAAAUCUUGCCGCCACCACCACAUCCAGUGCCGUCGCCGGUAGGAGGUCCCGCCCAGGCAUCCGUCCAGGCAGCAUUUCCGCCGGCAGUUCCGGUUGCGUCGCCGUUCGCAAGUGCGCAGUUCAUUGCGCCACGGGCAACCGGCGGCGGAGCCCUGCCAGCGCCACCACGGGCAACCGGCGCGGAUCCCUGCCAGCGCCAGGGACCUCGCCAACGCCGAGCCUGCAACCACCAGUGCCGCCGCAGGCGCAUUGGUCCCCGCCGGCGACGGAACCCGGGACGCCGAUUUUGCACCCAGUGAUGCAAUAUCUUGAAAGGAAGGAGCCCGACUCCUCACAGCUCAUGAAGUGUACACCAAGUUCUGGUUCAGAAGAAGAACAUGGAAUGUCACCAGUGAGUGUUAUGCCAAGCUUUCCAGUAUUGCUAGGAGUGCAACAGUCAGCAGUUCAUCUACCAUUCUCUUUUCAAGACCUGCUUCAUGGGGUCACUUCUGGGGCAGUAGCUGCGCCCACAGUCCAGCAAGAAAUAUUGAUGCAAGAGAGCGUAGAUGUAGGGGUACAGUCUGAAUACACAGUGGUACAGUCUGAAAACACAGGGGAAUCUGAUGGUCUUUCAAGCUCAUCUGAAGGAAAUCGGAGAGGUGACAGUGUUGAUGAUGGGUACAUACAGAGUUGCGAAGAGGAUUUAUGUGAGGAUGAGACAAAGGAUGGAACUGAUUGUGAUGGUUGUGGUGAAGAUGAUUCAGAUGAGGAUGAAACAAGCCAUGGAACACAUGGAUCCAACGUGGAUGGGGAAGAGGAUGACAGUCUUCAAAAAGGUAUGAUAACUAUACCGAGUGAAAAGGAUAUGAAGCUGAUUGACUGGGAUAGGUUCUACAGCACUGGAGAAUUGGUGAAGAAAACAAAUGCUGUUGUAGUCGAGAAUGAUGCAACUGGAACAACGAACAAUGAAAUUGUUUCAACUCCAAUCACUACCAUGGACCCCAGUAGCUUGGCACAUCAAGGAGAACAGACAGCGUGGAAGAAAAGGAGAAGGGUUCAAGAUGGUGCCAUGCGGGCAAAUUUUAGGAAACCUUCUGGUAUUGGUGCAGUUGAGAGGGCGAUGAGGAAGUAUUGCGACAACAAAGAGGGUCAUGUAUUUGAACCAUAUGUUGGCAUCACAUUUGACUCUGAAGCAGAAGCAUUUGAGUUCUACAAUCUGUACUCAUGGGAAGUUGGGUUUAGCGUUAGAAAAGGAAGCAUGGAAAGGAACAAAGGCAGUGUUACCAAACAAUGAGGGAGAUUGUUUGCCACAGACAGGGCUUUGAUAAGAACAAAAGCAAAGACCAAUGGAUGUAACUGUCGGGCAAUGAUACGUCUCCAUCGCACUGAUGACGAUGGUUGGUUCAUAUCAAAGGUUGUGAAAGAUCACAACCACCAGCUUUCAGCAA